Molecule: messenger RNA, 1320 nt
Organism: Leptinotarsa decemlineata (Colorado potato beetle)
Lineage: Eukaryota; Metazoa; Arthropoda; Insecta; Coleoptera; Chrysomelidae
Biological process (GO): regulation of transcription by RNA polymerase II
Cellular component (GO): nucleus
Molecular function (GO): DNA-binding transcription factor activity; RNA polymerase II cis-regulatory region sequence-specific DNA binding; zinc ion binding
Source: RefSeq, a predicted model, not a curated record
UCAUUUAAUCGCGUUAUGAAGCCUAAAACGAGUAGUAUUUGGCAGUAUUUCUCAGAAAUCGACGAUAAUUACGCAAAAUGUAAAACGUGUAACAAAAACUAUUCGAGAAAAGGCCGAACUACAACAUCAUUGAAGGGACAUUUAAAAUCUAUGCACAAAGACAAAUUUGGAGAGUUUUGUAAAAUUGAAGAACAAAAAGAAACUGAAAAAUUCAAUCAGUUGAAAUCAGCACUUAUACCACUAGAACAAGUGAAAAGCCGACCCGAUGAUGGUGCUGAAAUAAAGAGCGAACCGGAUGACCAAAUACUCCAACCUGUUCCUGAGUGUUCUAGUCGCAACCCUGAAGAAUAUUUGCCAGAAAAUCCACCAAUUGCUAAUCAUGCGAAAGAUGUCGCAAAACAAUCAAUACCUAAAAGACAUUUCGGAAAAGUGGUUUGUAGAAUGUGCCUUGAAUCGGCUGCAAAGACACAAAUGGUUCCACUUACAACGUGGGAUGUCAACUACUCCGGCAGAAGUGAAGCUUACAAGCAGAAUAAAAUUUUGCAAACCGAAAGGGUUAACAGUAUGAUCAAUGUUGUGAUGCCAAACUUUGAUUUUGACAUAGCCUACAAUCCAAUGAUAUGCCACAAAUGUGUUGCACGACUUGAGUCAGCUUUCAAUUUUAUCGAGGAGUGUAAAGAAUCUGAGAAAGUGAUCCAUUCGUAUAAAACCAAAUUUGCUCCCCAUCAAGAAUUAGUUUCCUGCGACGACGUUGCUCAGAACAGGCGAUUACUAGAAAAAGAAGAGUCACGACGAAAAAGAAGGAAGUCUUCCAAACAACAUGAUAAUGAUAGAUUGGUGACCAGCAGUCCGCUCGGACAAAACGAGUCAAUAUCUGCCGGCGAUACUAGUCAAGUAGAAGUACAUGAAUUUGAAAGGGUUGAUUGUGGUGAGAGCCAAGAAAGCAUCACAAUGGAAACAAAUUCGGAAAUUAUGACUUCGAUCAAAUCUGAACGAGAAGAUUUGGAAUGUGACGACAGCGAAGGUAAUUCAUUUCUAAUAAACACAGCAGAUUUAACGUCAGUUAUAGUCAAGGAAGAGGUUUCGGUGAAAGAGGAAGUUCCUUGCGAUUUCAAUGAUCUUCCAACGAAUGACCAACAUUGUGACCUCAUUGUGAAAGAUGAAGCCUGCUCACUGACUAUUGCGUAUGGUACAGAUGAGAAUGAUGAGUAUCACAGAGAUUCUGCAUUAUCGAGAAAACGAAAAGAAAUGGAUCCCGAAACUUGAUCAGUUAUGUUGUUUAUAUUUUGAUUUUUUCCAUUAAAAACAUUUCAAUUUUUA